This is a messenger RNA of Bombina bombina (fire-bellied toad), 4152 nucleotides long. RefSeq names its product transcription elongation regulator 1 (gene TCERG1). The transcript is spliced from 21 exons. The record is from RefSeq and is a predicted model, not a curated record. NCBI's taxonomy places the organism in Eukaryota, Metazoa, Chordata, Amphibia, Anura, Bombinatoridae. Gene Ontology annotation, molecular function: RNA polymerase binding; transcription coregulator activity. Gene Ontology annotation, cellular component: nucleus. The coding region runs from base 50 to 3316 and encodes 1088 amino acids.
UUCUGAUUUGGUGGGGGUGGUGAUUGCGGGAUACUCGGUUGUUCCUGUAAUGGCGGAACGCGGAGAGUCCGAGGCUGAGAGGAUGGCUCAGCAGCAGCAAGCUUUGAGAUUCCGUGGACCAACACCUCCACCAAGUGCUGUCUUGAGAGGCCCACCGCCCCUUUUGCGUCCUCCUCCACCCUUUGGUAUGAUGCGUGGGCCUCCUCCACCUACGCGCCCUCCCUUUGGUCGGCCCCCCUUUGAUCCUAGUAUGCCUCCUAUACCACCACCAAGUGGUAUUCCUCCUCCUUUAGGACCUCCACAUCUCCAGAGACCACCUUUCAUGCCCCCACAUAUUGGAAGCAUGCCUCCUCCUGGAAUGUUGUUUCCCCCUGGAAUGCCACCAGUGUCCUCCCCAGGAACAACUCCAACUCCAACUCCCAGUCAAACCCCUGCCCCCACACAGGCACCGUCAUUGCCACAAAAUGAAGAGAUUUGGGUUGAAAAUAAAACUCCAGAUGGAAAGGUUUAUUUUUACAAUGCCCGCACUCGUGAGUCUGCAUGGUCUAAGCCUGAUGGAGUGAAGGUCAUCCAGCAAUCUGAGUUGACACCAUUGAUGUCAGCACAGGCCCAAGCUCAGGCGGCCCAAGUUCAAGCACAGGCUGCUCAGGCCCAAGUACAGGCAGCCCAGGCUCAAGCGCAGGCACAAGCACAGGCAGCCCAGGCCCAAGCGCAGGCACAUGCACAGGCUGCUCAGGCCCAGGCUGCUCAGGCCCAGGCUGCUCAGUCACAGGCUGCUCAAGUGCAAGUACAAGCGGCCCAGGCUCAAGCCCAGGUACAAGCUGCUCAUGCUCAGACUGUCACAGGUGCCUCUCCUACAACUAGUAGCCCCUCACUGUUGGUAUCUACAGCAUCUUCAACCAGUCAGUCCACUUCAACAAGUACAACUACAUCAAACUCUGUUUCACAGGUGGUUCCCAGUUCAUCUGUGUCGGAGCCAACUCAGAGCAUUUCUGUUUCAACAACAUCUUCUGUCAGUGUUGCCACAUCUGCUCCCACAGUAUCUUCAGUGCAAACAUUGUCCCAGCAACUGUCCCAGACGUUGUCCCAGACGUUAUCCCACACAGUUCCUCAUGCAGUGGCACAACCAACAGCAGCAUUAUCUGCUUUCCCACCAGUAAUGGUGCCACCAUUUCGUGUUCCUCUCCCUGGCAUGCCCAUACCACUUCCAGGUGUAGCAAUGAUGCAAAUAGUCAGCUGCCCGUAUGUAAAGACAGUCGCUACCACCAAAACCGGUGUGUUGCCUGGAUUAGCUCCUCCCAUUGUACCCUUGAUCCAUCCACAAGUAGCUCUUGCUGCUUCUCCUGCAACCUUGGCAGGAGCAACGAUAAUGGCUGAAUGGUCAGAAUAUAAAACUACAGAUGGCAAAACCUAUUAUUACAAUAAUAGGACUUUAGAGUCAACGUGGGAAAAACCACAUGAAUUGAAAGAAAAAGUUAAAGAAGUGGAGAAGGUGAAGGAGCCUGCAAAACCAGAACCAGUCGUAGAAGAUCCUCAGCCCAUGGAUACAGAAGAGGAGGUGCCAAAAGAAGAACCUCCCAAGGAGAUUAAGGAGGAGCCAAAAGAGGAAGAGAUGACUGAGGAAGAAAAAGCUGCCCAAAAAGCCCGUCCUGUAGCUACGACCCCCAUUCCUGGCACUCCAUGGUGUGUUGUUUGGACUGGUGACGAGAGAGUGUUCUUCUACAACCCUACAACACGCCUCUCCAUGUGGGAUCGUCCAGAAGACUUGAUUGGAAGGGCAGAUGUUGACAAAAUCAUUCAAGAGCCUCCCCAUAAAAGGGGAAUGGAAGAUGGAAAAAAAUAUUUUAAAGAAGACCAUGAACCCAUAGAAGAUCCUAAUGAUGAUGAUGAACCUGUAAAAUCAAAAAAGCGAAAGAAAGAUGAUACAGAAUCUGAUAAAGAGACUGCCAUGGAGGCAGAAAUCAAAGCUGCCCGCGAACGGGCCAUUGUUCCCCUGGAUGCCCGAAUGAAACAGUUUAGAGAUAUGUUGCUGGAGAGAGGGGUUUCAGCAUUUUCAACCUGGGAAAAGGAGCUUCACAAGAUUGUAUUUGACCCUCGUUAUUUACUGCUUAAUACUAAAGAACGGAAACUGGUUUUUGACCAGUAUGUGAAAACGAGGGCAGAAGAAGAACGCAAAGAAAAGAAAAACAAAAUUAUGCAAUCUAAGGAUGAUUUCAAAAAAAUGAUGGAAGAUGGAAAGAUUAAUUCAAGAACUACAUUUAGUGAGUUUGCAGCCAGAUACGCCAAAGAUGCCCGGUUCAAAGCCAUUGAAAAAAUGAAAGAUCGUGAAAUAUUAUUUAAUGAAUUUAUGGUUGCUGCAAAGAAAAAAGAAAAAGAAGAUUCCAAAAACAAAGGGGAUAAGGUGAGAGUGGACUUUUUUGACUUGUUGUCCAACCUCCAUAUAGAUGGCCAAUCCCGCUGGAGUAAAGUAAAAGACAAAAUAGAAAAUGAUCCACGUUACAAAGCUGUGGAAGGUUCAUCAACAAGAGAAGAGCUUUUUAAACUGUACAUUGAAAAAAUAGCAAAGAAUUUAGAUACUGAAAAAGAGAAAGAACUUGAAAGACAAGCACGCAUUGAGGCAAGUUUACGUGAAAGAGAGCGGGAGGUACAGAAAGCACGCUCUGAGCAAACCAAGGAAAUUGACAGAGAGAGAGAGCAACACAAACGAGAGGAAGCUAUCCAGAAUUUCAAAGCUCUUCUUUCUGAUAUGGUACGAUCCUCAGAUGUUUCAUGGUCUGAUACGAGGAGGACAUUGCGAAAAGACCAUCGUUGGGAGUCUGGCUCAGUACUAGAAAGGGAGGAGAAGGAAAAACUGUUCAAUGAACAUAUUGAUGCCCUUACUAAAAAGAAGCGUGAGCAAUUCAGACAACUCCUUGAUGAAACAUAUGCAAUUACAUUAACUUCUACUUGGAAAGAGGUAAAGAAGAUAAUUAAGGAAGAUCCUCGGUGCAUAAAGUUUUCUUCCAGUGACCGGAAAAGACAAAGAGAAUUUGAAGAAUAUAUCAGAGACAAAUAUAUUACCGCCAAAGCUGAUUUCAGAACACUUUUAAAGGAGACUAAAUUUAUUACAUACAGAUCUAAAAAAUUGGUUCAAGAAUCUGAUCAAUAUCUGAAGGACGUUGAGAAGAUUUUGCAGAAUGACAAACGAUAUUUAGUACUUGACUGUGUGCCAGAUGAAAGGCGCAAACUCAUUGUAUCCUAUGUAGAUGACCUUGAUAGACGCGGCCCACCUCCACCACCAACAGCCUCAGAGCCUGCAAGGAGAUCCACGAAGUGACACGAAUACUUGAAACAGACUGGUAUAUGUGCUUUCAUACAAAUUGCAUGAGACACCCUGGCAUCUUAUACCAGUUCCUUCUACUGAAAUUAACUAAACCGAAAAUCAACAGGGAAAAUUGUGAAGGACACAAACGGCAUUUAUGGACAUUAAUGGUUAUCUGUACAACACUCUAGAAAUGUAACCUAGUGCUUGUGUAUCACAGCUGUCAUACUUUCUUGAUUUCCCCAAAUCUGUCUGUCAGGUUUUAUAUUUUGUCAUGGAGUCACAUGUAUGAUAUGGUAGCAUUUCAAAUAAAAAGUAUUCUAGUGAUUUUAUGAUUCCCAAUGAAACAAGAAGCUUGUCAUAAAGCUGUGUAUUUAAGCCUUUUUGGUAGGCUGUGGAAUAAGUUGAUAAACCUUUUUGUCACUGCUGGAGUUGAGAUGAGUACAUCAUUUUUAAUGCACUGUAAAGAACAGCAGCUUUGGAGCCAGUAAACUAAGCGUUUAUUCUGCAGCCUAAUUAAAUAUAGCCUAUGAAGCUAGAGAGGCUUGUCCCUAAAAUGUGUCAGUUAAGACAUAAUUAGAAAGAGGCCUUCAUUUAUUGCUACCAAAACAACUGUGGUAGUUUUUUUUUUGUUUUUUUUUGUAUAAACAUUUUUUUUUUUUUUAAAUAUCUACCAUGAAGUGAUCUUCAUAUUUUUUUGCAAUAGAGGGUGAAUUGCUCAUCUGGGUAAUUCUUGUAAAACUGUAUGAUCCCGUUUUGAAUGUUAAUUUGUGUUUCUAAAAUGUUUCAUUUUGAAAUGUUGGAUUUGUUCAGUUUAUGUAUUUGAACUACAAUAAAUCCUUUUUUAUAUA